AUUAUUUUAUACAAUUUGACUUGCUGGUUGAUUUCAUUCUAUGUAUGUUAAAAGAAUAAAGUGUAGAUCUACCGAUUGACGUAGAACUAGGUUAUUACAUUUGGUUUGUUGGUCGAAGCUUCAGCUAUGACUUUUUCUUACAUAACAGCAUAAUAUCGACGCAUAAGGGGUGAUUGAGCCAAAAUGUUGAGGCUCUCAGUGAUAAGACUAUCUACAGGAUUACAAAAUGGUAGGCCUUUUGCUGUGGGAUUGCAUACAUCCUCCAAGCUGCAACAAGAAUUGGUAGAGGUAUUCAUCGAUGACAAACCUGUUCAAGUUCCACCAGGGACAACUGUUUUGCAGGCAGCUGCAAAGGUUGGAGUAGAAAUUCCCAGAUUUUGUUAUCACGAACGUUUAGCCGUGGCAGGAAAUUGUAGAAUGUGUUUGGUGGAAAUUGAAAAACAAGUUAAGCCUGUUGCUGCUUGCGCCAUGCCUGUAAUGAAAGGCUGGAGAGUGAAGACUAAUUCAGAUUUAACUCGUAAAGCUCGUGAAGGUGUCAUGGAGUUUUUGUUGGUAAAUCAUCCUUUAGAUUGUCCGAUUUGUGAUCAAGGUGGCGAAUGUGAUUUGCAAGACCAAAGUAUGGCAUUUGGCAGUGAUAGGAGCAGAUUUGUUGACAUUAAUUACAGUGGUAAAAGAGCAGUCGAAGAUAAGGACAUUGGACCUCUGGUAAAAACAAUUAUGACACGUUGCAUUCAUUGUACAAGGUGUAUUCGUUUUGCGUCCGAAGUAGCUGGUAUCGAUGAUUUGGGAACUACAGGUCGUGGAAAUGAUAUGCAAGUAGGAACAUACGUAGAAAAGAUGUUCCUAUCUGAAUUAUCUGGUAAUAUCAUCGACCUGUGUCCUGUUGGAGCUUUAACCAGUAAACCGUAUGCUUUUGUUGCGCGUCCAUGGGAGACGCGUCGCACAGAUAGCAUCGAUGUCCAUGAUGCUGUUGGUAGUAACAUAGUGUUAUCGCACAGAACAGGUGAAGUCUUAAGAAUUUUACCAAGGGUAAACGAAGAAAUAAACGAAGAAUGGCUAUCGGACAAAGCACGCUUCUCUUACGACGGACUUAAGCGUCAAAGGCUCAUAAUACCCAUGAUGAAAAUUAAUGGAAAGUUGGAGUCCAUUGAUUGGGAAGAUGCUCUUAUGGCAGUUGGUGAAGUUUUACAUAACGUAGCCGCGAAUAAGUGUGCAGCAAUUGCUGGCAAACUAGCGGAUGCCGAGUCUCUGGUAGCACUGAAGGAUUUAGUAAAUGCACUUGGUAGUGAAACUCUUGCAACGGAACAAAAUUUCCCAAAAAGUGGCGCGGGUAUUGAUAUAAGAAGCAAUUAUUUAUUAAAUAACACGAUCGCUGCAGUCGAGGAUGCCGAUGUCGUAUUAUUGAUUGGUACAAAUCCAAGAUACGAAGCACCACUAGUGAAUACUCGUUUAAGAAAAGGAUACAUUCAUGGUGAACAGACUAUUGCUUUAAUUGGUCCAGAUGUAGAUUUAACAUACGAUCACGAGCAUUUGGGCCAGUCUCCGGAAAUUAUAACACAAUUGAGGAAUGGUACUCAUGCAUUUUCGAAAACUUUAAAAGCUGCUAAGAAACCUCUCGUCAUUUUGGGCGUCGAGCAAUUAAAUAGGAAAGAUGGGGCGAAAAUUUUGUCCGAAACGCAAUUACUGGCACAGUCUUUGGGAGACAAUACGAAUACUCCCGAAGGAUGGAAAGUUCUAAAUGUUCUUCAUACGAAUGCGUCACAAGUAGCUGCUUUAGAUAUAGGUUAUUCCUCGACCAUCGAGGAUAUAAAGCAGCUGCAACCAAAAGUUCUAUUCCUAUUGGGAGCCGACGAUGCAAAUAUAAAGAAAGAAGACUUUCCAAACACUUCUAUCGUAUACAUAGGUAGCCAUGGAGAUGCAGGAGCUUUGAUUGCAGAUAUUGUACUUCCUGGUGCUGCAUAUACCGAAAAAGUGGCGACAUACGUAAAUACGGAAGGUCGUGCUCAAGAAACUUGUGCUGCAAUUACCCCACCGGGUAUGGCACGACCAGAUUGGAAGAUUAUUCGAGCUAUUUCCGAGAUUUGCGGAAUUCGUUUACCGUACGACAAUUUGGACGAGGUCAGGUCUAGACUAGAAGACAUUGCACCGCAUUUGGUUAGAUACGGUAACGUGGAACCAGCCAAUUAUUUUGCCCAGGCAUUACAGUUAUCAAAGGAGUCAAGCGGAUCUUUAUCAUCAUCGAGUCCAUUGGAAGUUAAGCAAAAGACGUUGGAUGAAUUUUUCAUGACAGACGCAAUAUCCCGCGCUUCGUCUACAAUGGCCAAGUGUGUGCAAGCAGUUAUCCGGCAACGAGAAAGUACAGCGUAAACCACUAACUAUAGAAAAUGUAAAUAGGAAUGAGUUAUGGUAGAUACGCAUAGUAGAUAGUAACAUGAGAACAUAUUCUAAGUAUGGUACUUUUAUUAAAGACACAUCAGAAGUGAAAGGACCUUUUUUUAAUUAUUAUGUUAACCGAUGUGAUACAUAUUAACUUAAUAAAAUAAACAAAUUAAGUAUUAAUUUAAC
Colletes gigas is the source of this 2565-nucleotide messenger RNA. It is a transcript of the gene ND-75, whose product is annotated as NADH-ubiquinone oxidoreductase 75 kDa subunit, mitochondrial. The transcript has 11 exons. Gene Ontology annotation, biological process: ATP synthesis coupled electron transport. The record is from RefSeq and is a predicted model, not a curated record. The coding region runs from base 184 to 2367 and encodes 727 amino acids. NCBI's taxonomy places the organism in Eukaryota, Metazoa, Arthropoda, Insecta, Hymenoptera, Colletidae. Gene Ontology annotation, cellular component: membrane. Gene Ontology annotation, molecular function: iron-sulfur cluster binding; NADH dehydrogenase (ubiquinone) activity.